GUAAAACUAGGUAAAAUGAGGAGAAGCAGCUAAUAGUAAAGCCAAAAAAGGCGAGUCUUUGUGGUUUACUUCUACUCUCCCUAUCAUUCGACUUCUAUUGUUCUAUGAAGCAUUACCCGCCAAAACUACCAUGUUUUAAAGUUUAAAGGCUGUCCUAACCAACUGUUUUGCUCAUAUCAUGAGCUUCCGUAGCCACUCCAGGCAGAUACACAGCAGCUGUUUACGAUGGCUGCGAAGUGAACCCCUUAACAAUAUACAAAGAACAAACCCUCAAAACCCCAAACAAUGCCGUCGAUCAAAACAAACAGCUAUCAAACAACCACCAAAGAUAUCAUCAUCUUCUACCAGAGACUCGGAUAUAGUGAAAUGGAACAUUGCAAUCACCAAUUAUAUGCGCAACGGCCAAUGCGAGUCCGCACUACAUCUCUUCAAGACCAUGCCCCAUCUCAGUUCAGUUUCCUGGAACACCAUGAUUUCUGGAUACUUGUUGAACGGCAGGUUCGACGAUGCCCGAUUGAUGUUCGAGAAAAUGCCGGAAAGAGAUUUGGUUUCAUGGAAUGUGAUGAUUAGUGGGUGUGUCCGGAAUCGGAAUCUAGGUGCUGCCAAGUUGUUGUUUGAUCAAAUGCCUGAAAAGGAUAUUGUUUCUUGGAAUGCCAUGUUGUCGGGUUAUGCCCAGAAUGGGUAUGUUGAUGAAGCAAGGAUGAUUUUCAAUAAGAUGCCCAACAAAAAUUCUAUAUCAUGGAAUGGGCUACUUGCUGCGUAUGUGCAGAACGGACGAAUAGAAGAUGCCCGUCGGUUAUUUGAAACGAAAUCGGAUUGGGAUGUGGUUUCUUGGAAUUGUUUGAUGGGUGGGUAUGUGAGGAAGAAGAGGUUGGUCAAUGCGAGGCAGCUUUUUGAUAGAAUGCCCCUGAGAGAUGUUGUUUCGUGGAAUACCAUGAUUUCGUGUUAUACCCAGAAUGGGGAAUUGACAGAAGCACGGAGAUUGUUUGAUGAGUCUCCAAUUCGGGAUAUCUUCACGUGGACGGCAAUGGUGUCUGGGUAUGUUCAAAAUGGAAUGUUGAAUGAAGCUAGAAAAAUAUUCUAUGAAAUGCCAGAAAAAAAUUCAGUUUCAUGGAAUGCUAUGAUUGCAGGGUACUCACAGAGUAAGAGAAUGGACAUGGCAAUGGAAUUGUUUGAAGCAAUGCCUUGUCAGAAUGUUAGUUCUUGGAAUACAAUGAUUACUGGUUAUGCUCAGGGUGGUGAAAUUGCUCAUGCUAGGAACUUGUUUGAUAGAAUGCCUCGACGUGAUUGCAUCUCUUGGGCAGCAAUUAUUGCUGGGUAUGCUCAAAGUGGUAAUAGUGAAGAGGCUUUGCGUCUAUUUAUAGAGAUGAAGAGAGAUGGGGAAAAGUUGAAUAGGUCAACUUUUACCUGUGUUUUGAGCACAUGUGCUGAGAUUGCUGCUCUAGAGUUUGGGAAACAAGUGCAUGGGCGGCUUGUGAAAGCAGGAUAUGAAUCUGGUUGCUUUGUGGGUAAUGCACUUCUUGCAAUGUAUUGUAAGUGUGGAAGCAUAGAUGAAGCGUACAAUGUAUUUGAAGGACUUGCAGAGAAGGACGUCGUCUCAUGGAACACAAUAAUUUAUGGUUAUGCAAGGCAUGGCUUUGGCAAAGAAGCUCUGAAAGUUUUCGAGUCAAUGAAGUCAGCGGGUAUUAAACCUGAUGAUGUCACCAUGGUUGGUGUCUUAUCCGCAUGUAGUCAUACUGGCUUGGUAGACAGAGGAAAAGAAUAUUUUUAUUCAAUGAAUCGCGAUUAUGGGAUAACUGCAAAUUCAAAGCACUAUACCUGCAUGAUUGAUCUUUUGGGACGUGCUGGACACCUAGAUGAUGCCCAUAAUCUUAUGAAAACCAUGCCUUUUGAACCAGAUGCUGCAGCAUGGGGAGCUCUACUUGGUGCGAGCAGAAUUCAUGGUAAUACUGAGUUGGGAGAAAAGGCUGCUGAGAUGAUUUUUGAGCUGGAGCCUGAUAAUGCAGGAAUGUAUGUUCUUCUCUCAAAUCUAUAUGCAUCUUCAGGUAGAUGGGGUGAUGUUGGUAAGAUGAGAGUGAAAAUGAGAGAUAUAGGUGUGAGGAAAGUGCCUGGAUAUAGUUGGGUUGAAGUGCAAAACAAGAUUCAUACAUUUACAGUUGGGGAUUCCACCCAUCCAGAGAGUGGUAGAAUAUAUGCCUUCUUAGAAGACUUGGAUUUACGGAUGAAGCAGGAGGGCUAUGUUUCUUCUACGAAAUUGGUUUUACAUGAUGUGGAAGAGGAGGAAAAGGAGCAUAUGCUCAAGCAUCACAGUGAAAAAUUAGCUGUUGCAUUUGGGAUUCUUACGAUACCAGAUGGGAGACCAAUCCGGGUGAUAAAGAACUUAAGAGUGUGUGCAGACUGCCACACCGUGAUCAAACACAUUUCCAAAAUUGUUGGAAGGUUAAUAAUUCUCCGGGAUUCGAACCGUUUUCACCACUUCAAAGAUGGUGUGUGUUCUUGUGGGGAUUACUGGUGAGAGGGAACAGAUAAAAGAUGAGAAAUAGCUAAGGAUUUUUUGCAAAUUCACUCACUGCAACUCCGCAUCUUUUGGGUUGAUAAUUUUUAAUAUUCAACUCAGUAUCUUUUUUACUACUUACACAGAAAGAGUGAGGAAUGACAUUCUUACAACCUUACUGUUGGACAUCUAAAAUGUGCUUGGAAGAAUCCAUUUCCUUGAAGGUUUAUUGGGCAAAAAUGGAGCAAAACCUGAGAUGAUCAAAAUGUACUGUGAUCUACUGGAUUGCACUGAACUAGAUUCCUCUGUGAUUAGUUAUCUGAACUGUGGCUGGACCAAUUCAUAAAGAUUCCGGAAUGCAAAAUGAUAAGAAACUUCAACCAUGCAUCACCAGAGCAUGACAAGCAGAAAUGUUUCAGGUGAGAUUAUAUAAAAACAAGUCUUUCAUUGGCUUUUCCCCUGGAGAUAUGUGAAUAUUCUAUUAUAGGCACGGCGUUCUUGCACUAAUACGGAAGAGUAACAUCAGAAGGGAGGUAUACCAGAAACACUUGCCAAAUCCAGUUCCUAACAAGUGCGUUGUUGUUUUUUUUUUUUUUUGUUUUCCCUGAAUGGGGUGAACAAUUGCGUUUAUACUAAGGUUGUCCUAAUCUUCCCAUCAUCUCCAACCUGCUUGGUUUUUUCAAUAUGCUGGAGUUUCAUAUACAAGUAAAAGAAACUUUUCCUUGAUUCCUGGUUACAGGGAUCAUGGUAUUCAACUACAUUUUGGUACAAAAGCUGGUGUUCUUCGUUGCAAUUAAGAACAGUUCCUUCUCUUUUCAUUCAUUGCUGAAGAUGGUUAAUAUUAGUAUGUUUUGAAGCACUUACAAAGUUAUAAUUUGCCUCCGCUAAUAACAGUGCAAACAAGCUCAUGCUCUCUAUUACUUUGCCAAGCAGUUCCAGCUCUCAAGGAUCAGAAGAGAAGUGCUUCAAAUAGGGAUAGUAUGUCAUCAAUAGUGUUUUUCACUUCAUCCUAUUUCGAUUAUUUGGCACACACUACAUUUUUGCAAAGAAUUCAAGUGGGUGCCAAUCCAUUGUGCAUGAGAUAUGUUAUGAUUGUCAGUAAGGUGCAGAAUGAUAGGCUUAUUUCUUUAACUUCUGAAAAUUCCUUCUGUUUUCGUCCACAAUCAUUUUAAACAUGCCUGAAAUUCUAGUUUAGAGUUUCAGUUCCCUUUAGUCCUGAGCUU
This is a messenger RNA of Cornus florida, 3717 nucleotides long. Its product is annotated as pentatricopeptide repeat-containing protein At4g02750. NCBI's taxonomy places the organism in Eukaryota, Viridiplantae, Streptophyta, Magnoliopsida, Cornales, Cornaceae. Bases 179 to 2515 code for a protein of 778 amino acids. Gene Ontology annotation, molecular function: RNA binding; protein binding; zinc ion binding. The transcript is spliced from 2 exons. Gene Ontology annotation, biological process: RNA modification. The record is from RefSeq and is a predicted model, not a curated record.